Molecule: messenger RNA, 6841 nt
Organism: Pollicipes pollicipes
Lineage: Eukaryota; Metazoa; Arthropoda; Thecostraca; Pollicipedomorpha; Pollicipedidae
Exons: 3
Coding region: 133-1923 (596 amino acids)
Biological process (GO): cell surface receptor signaling pathway; G protein-coupled receptor signaling pathway
Cellular component (GO): membrane
Molecular function (GO): G protein-coupled receptor activity
Source: RefSeq, a predicted model, not a curated record
CGGGAGCUCGCAGAGUGCUCCUGCGACGAGGAGUGCGCGCUGUACGGAGAUUGUUGCCUGGAUGUGAGCCCACAGGCCCUGCCCCGCAACGACUUGGCAUGCAGGCGAUCCCCAGAUUUCGGGUAUGUGUACAUGGUGUCCCGGUGUCCGGUCCAGUGGCGGGACACCUCGGUGCGAAGCCAGUGUGCUCGCAACGCGGCGUUCGCCGAGGAUCCGUUCGCGGCUUUACCGGUUACAAGCCCCGCCAGCGGGAUGACCUACAGCAACUAUUACUGCGCCAUAUGCCACGGUGACUUAGCAGGGUCUGUGUUUUGGACGCCGGCGAUAUCCUGUCCGACGCUGACCAAAGAACACCAGGACGCCCUCAAUAUCACCGAUAUCUUCAUUGAAGAGAACUUACUGCAGAACCCUGCUGGAGAGUGGGGAUUGCAGCUGAUGGACGAAAACAACGGAACGUUUCAUGCGUGCGUAAUUUCCCUACAUUCGGGCAAUAACGACAAAGAACAUUUGAUGCGGAACUGUCAACCCAAGAUUUCCAGCUGUGCGGCUAACUGGACCAACCCAGACCUCGCCCGAAUGUGCGCCGCUUACAAUGCCUACAUGUAUCACGGCAGAAUCAGGUACCGCAACGCGCACUGCGCCCUGUGCAACUAUGUACCACAACAGUACAUUAUGUACUGGCCGGUCACCAACAAUUUUGCUGAGGGAAGGCGUCCUCGCAUGCAUUCAUCAGUCUUUCUUCUCGACAUCACCACCCGGUCGGGCAUGAACGCAGUGGGAGCAGCCAGGGUCUGUACCGGCGCCCGACUCUGGGACCCGUUCUUCAAGAUCUGCAGGGAAGUCUCAGUUUCCUCUGGCGUCACCAACGCCACCGGCUCCCUGACCUGCCCCAAGGUUACCGUAAACGAGUACCAGUUUCAGGUCAGCGACAAAGACGUCGCGUACGUGCCGACGUAUAACCUGAUCUUGGAUCGCGGCUAUUAUGAGCUCAGUGACGGACAGCUAGCCUUUUGUGACCCGCGUUUCCAACUUAAAAGGUUCCAGACCGCCUUUUCAUACGCCUUGGUGGCAUGUCGUACAGCGUCCGUGUUGUGCCUCCUGCUGCAUCUGGCGGCGUUCUGUGCAGUGCCCGAAACACGGAACCUGCCCGGAAAAUGUGUGACGUCCUUGUGCGUCUGCCUGCUUAUCGGCUACCUCUGCUCCAUGGCGGCAUUGUGGCAGGAUUACGGCACCGACGGCUGUGUUCUGCUGGCCAUUGUUGCUUUCAGCGCAUUCGCAGCAGCACUCUUCUGGGUCAAUGUUAUGGCGAUCGACGUCUUCAACACCUUCAGGAAAGCGAGCAGCGAGCUGACCGUCUCCAGGGGCUCUCAUUUGAAGCGGUUCAUCCUCUACACGCUGUACGUGUGCGCUGCCAGCGCGACGCUGGUGACGGUCGCCGUGCUGGCUGACGGGUCACACAGCGUGCCGUACAGCCUCUGGGCUCGCUUCGGCCGAGAGAUCUGCUGGCUGAACAACCGCGGAGCGGUCCUGGCGUUCGUCUUCGCACCAGUGUUUCUCGUCAUGACGACGAACGUGGUGCUGUUCGUCGCCAGCGCCUGCAUGAUCUCUCAGAUGUCGUCUUCAACGGCUCGUCCGGCCAGCAGGCAGCCACAGACGCACCUGGGCCUCUACUGCCGGCUGGCGGUGCUCAUGGGGCUGACCUGGACCGUUGAUAUCACAUCUGAAAUAAUGGAGGCCUCAGAACUGACCUACGUCACCCGCCUGCUACACGCCCUACGAGGAGUCUUUAUCUUUCUCGGGUUCACCCUGAACCGAAGCGUAAAGGCAUGGCUACUGGGGCUUGUAUCCAACGGCAUUACUGCCGUCCGCACUACUAUCACCUCCUCUAUAAACUCACCCGAGAGUGGUGCCAAUAGCCGGUAGAGCGGCUAGACACGGUGGAACUAGUGGACCCGAUGCAGCUGGUGAAGAAGACAGCUUGAGGAACCGGUGUAGCUGACAGCCGGUUAAGUGGACGCCAGCGGGUGAACUUGGCAGCCAGAGAAUAGUUAGGUCUGGACGGCUCGACAAAUACAUUCUUCGUCACCUUGAACGCCGCGUAGCCUGUGCGGGGGGGGGGGGCAGAAUUUGAACGACGUUGGUAUGGCGUGAUGCACACCUGAAUAACUGAAAUAUUCAGCAUUUCUCCGGGGGCGUGUAGCUCAGAAACUAGAAGGCUCUAGGUCUGAUGGGGUCAAAUGCCCUGUUCAUAUAAAAUGCUCCGCUUUCCCCUUCCCAAAAAUAGAACGCAAAUCACCAAGCAUGCCUCUUUUCAGCCAUUUCACCCACGUACAUUUUCACGGCGAUCCUUUCAUCAUGCGAAGGACACCUUUUUCACACCUAAUACUGAAUUUGUGAUGUUACUGAAUUGUUAACGUCCACGUACUCAAUCCUGGCUGAAUUAUUUUUUCCCUACGAAGAAUGCCAUGCCAGCUUUUCGAUGCGUAUUUUUGUCUGCGACAAAGCUAAAUUAUUUGCAUUUAUACUUUUCCAAUAAACGUAAUGCACACUCUUAAUUCAACUGCAAGAUAGUUACAUCAUAAUUAAAACGCAUCUCGGGUUUUUUAGACAGGUGGAAAGCUGUGCGACUGAUGUACUUGACUCGAUCUAAGAUGAAAACGACGUCCUCGUCGCGUCGCAAGUUCGUUUAGAAAUGCCUGUGUUCGAGUCUUGUCUGCAUUUGACUGCGUGUACCUAACAGGCACGAUGUAGCUGGCCGCCGCCGCGGCUGCUGACCGCUGGGUCAUCCAACCACUGCGCUGGUUGCUUGGUCUGACCGGGCCAGUUUCGGCCGACCCGUGUCACGGGGCCGUACUGGCUGCGCGACGUGCAAUUGUGUGAUGUGUAUGUAAACGCGAUUAGGCUUUCCGUACAGCUUGCAGAAUGAUGAGUGUAGUGAAGUGUUUAAUUUAAAGGUGUAACGUAAGGUUCCCAAGUAGACUGUAACCGUUAGGAUGUUAUCAUAAUAUAUGGGUUCAAUGCAAUUCCACGGUUGCUGGAUCUACAAGUUUUGGGAAUUUCGCAACCAGUGACGUACUCGCGGGCGCUUUAGCGGCUAGUUUGCUGGGGUAAUGCAGCUUUCCUCAAAGACACGGCCUCCUAAGAAAAAUUUUCUAAUACAAUGAAAGACUUUAUUGUUUGCUGUAAUAUCUUGAUUGACUUGUGCUAUUUAAAUAUAUCAGGAAAGUAAACCGGAGCAAUUUAGUAGAUAUUUCUGUUACAUACUUAACAUUUCAGCCGUGCCAAAUUUGAUGCCUCUACAAAGUCCAUUGCAGUUGUCGUUGCCAUGGCUACGGGCAUGUGUUCACGCAAUCUUACAGCAUGGCAUAAGUUUGCGAAAUCAAGUUUAAAGCGUAGCUGUGCUAUUUAAGCUUAUUCACAUCACUCAAGAUGUACUACGCAGAAUCGUGUCGCGGUGCACCUUGGAACAAGAAUGCGGCGGACACCGCCUCAUUAGUAGUGUUCAAUGGCAUGAAGGCAAGACGCGCAGUACGGCAUGAUAUCGCGGCUGCCGACAUAAAGCGCCUGUUCAGCAUUUUAAGCGCCAGGGUUCGUUCGAAGCAUUUUAUUGCAUUAAGGUUCUAAACGUGAUUUUAAGUUUCAACUACUACAUCUCGCAAAGGACCCUGCGCGCAGACCUGACAUGAACAACGCAAAAGGAAACACUUCCGGGGGCAGCGUCAACGCCUCCCCUGAUAAGACGGUUGAUGAGCUGAAGAAUACUGUCGAGGCGCCCUCCCCCUUCCUAAGGUUUCUGGAGGAUAUCUUUCCGGCCUGUCACACAAUCGUGACCAAGUUUCUGUGUGAUCUGGGGCAUCCAUUACGCGUGUUUGAACACAAAAAUGCAUCCGUGGCAUCUGGCUUCUGAAAAGUGAUCUCUUAUGUCAACCUUCGACCAGCGCGAGCGGCGGGCGGCAACCAACAAAGUCGACGCUGGCGGCGGCAGGCACGUCACCUGCUACGGUAACAGGAGCCCUACAUUAUACACAUGUGCUCAAAACACACAAAAACUAGGCGUCAUAUGCUCGGAACGAACAGCUGAAACGUUUGGUUAGCUUUUCCCCUAUCCGUUUAUGUUAUGAAAAAGGGGAGUCAGGGCGAGGGUUGACCUUUGAAUCGACGUUCAGACGUAUGAAUGGCGUACCCUGCUCACUCGUAAAGACGCCAAAAAAAUUGGUAAGCGCCGAUUUCAAGUGCGGGUGAUAAUGCCAAAUAACCGGGCUCAUAUGUCAAUGAAUGGACAAGGCGUCUGCGGGAAGUGGGACCCAGCCAAUACUUUUAGCACUAAAACUACGCCUGUCAAGCUGGCAGCACAUCUGUUAGAUUAGACUAGACCGUCGAUCGAAAUUCCGGGCCGCCACAAUUAAGCUAGAAGUUGACAGGCUAAUAAAAACUUGGUCCAUGCAUCUCAACUUACGACAAGCUUAAUUCAGCAUACAAGACUUCACGAGAUAUAUGCCCAUACUCAACGUUUCGAAAAGCUUGGGCACUGGCCUACGAGUGCACGCUUUGAACUCAUCAAAAAUGGUCCGCCCCCAUUGACCCUUAAUCUCAGCCUAAAAUGUUUCGGGCAGUUGUGGAUGCCCACCUUUCGUUUUCAGGUUUUGAAACGCGCAGGCUUCACAUUACUAGCCUAGCAAUUUUUAGCUAGAUCGUGAGGGCCCUGCAUAUCGAUGUACAACGUGAUACAAAACUGCUGCUAGUCAGACAGGCGUCCAAAAUUUGGCUUUAUGCUGGGUCAGGCAUGCCAGAGUGCCCAAGCUCUCGGCGCCCUGCCAGGCCAUGCUUCUGAUGGGGUAUUUGUUGUUCAUUGGUGUUUUCGGGCAAUCAAAGUAAAAUGCUACCGAACUGUUAUUACAGAUACUCACGCUAUCAUAAAAAACUCAGUGCAAAUUUUUACGGCUGCAUGGUUGAUUGUAGGUCUAGAUGAGUGCAGACUAUUGCAUCCCUUUAAGAUGUAUCGUAUGAAACGACGUUUUAUCACCCUAUGAAAUACGUUUUUUUGUAAGAGAUGCCGCCUUGGGUACCAAAACUUCGUUAGAUGGGGUCAAAGUGCUUUAAAAGAAGCGCCGACAAUAGUUAAUUAACGUGCACCCAUACCCACACGUGCACAAUAGUUAAUUAACAUUAAAUAGUUAAUUAACGUUAAUUAACAUGACCGGCAUUGGCCGAUUCAGGCCGCCCGAAGUAGCUCCCCACUGUUCCACUGGUUGGAUGGAGAUGGCAGGCUGAUCAGAUUCCGCGUCCCUGACCGCUUCCUGGAGCCGGUGAGCACGUUGCCGGGAGACGUGGUUCUGAUGCGUAGAAGGCAGGUGACGCCUUCCCGACUACAUCGUGCUAUCCGUUGGCCCGGACGCAAAGGCUCCGGCACAUCUCCGCUUGUCUCGAUGCGGAUAGCAUGACGCCUUGCUUGUCCACUGCUACGACCCUUUUGGUGUCAUUGCUGCUUGCUCUUCCUCCUGCAUUUUGUAAAUGUAUCAUUAUCUGGUAUCGUGUUGCAUAUCUGUCUCGUGUCUCUAUUUUACAUGUGCUUUACAUCCGGUAAAUCGCAACAUAUGCGCUGAAAUUAUUAGCUUGCUUGGGGUUGUAAGCUCUCUGCAUAUGGCCUGCAUUUCAUGGGAAGAAUUGUCGUUAUUCAGGGACGAGUUAUUCUUCCACCGACCUCCUCACCUAAUGCUGAAGGUGAGUUCGAAACGUCGCAUGCCGAUGUCACGCGUCCAAUAUUCAGUGAAUGCAAGAGGGCUUAAAGCGUCAAUCAUGCCAAGACGACUAACAAAUUUUCAAACCAACGUCAAACUUAGCAGCCUCACACACGUAGGUGACGAAUACAGGACCGAAUGUCAUGUGACGUUUAGACUAGAAUGACAGGCGGAUGAGGCAAGAAUAUGCCUCAGUGACUGAACAAAAUAGGGGCAAGGCAUCUGCAUGCACGAUGUUAGGAUAUUUCAAACCCAGCAAGCACAGUCUGUAUUCCAACACGCAGAACGCGUGGGGACGCAGGAUGUUAGCACGUAGGAAAACUGGACGAGUAUAAGCCCAAGGACAACGUAAGCGCCAUCUAUAUAACGGGUGUUGGUACUUGUAACGCCACCUAGGUAAGCGUUGCAGCACACGCGCAAAAUGACUUGCAGUUAAAAGCCAAGGCGCUGAGCUUCAAAGGCAUACGUGGCGUACGAGAGAACACACGUUCUGCCUAAUGUUGAAGGCAUUUCAGCUGUCUGCACCCUCUCAAUCUGCACAUUGGUUGCCUCGAAAAAGACCUUUUUCUAUGGGUUUACAAUGCUGUGGCCUGUCCAGGCGUCCCGCAGUAACGUCGGGGAGGGGUUACCAGAUAAACUUUGAAGGCUUCUGACGCCGUUCAAUGCCUACCAACGACAUAAUGCCCGGUUCGCCACCAGUGAGGUUUAGAAUAGUCGACAGCAUCAUUGUGCUAUGACUUAUCACCCACAAUGAUGCGGGCGCAAUGCCGUGUGUAGGUGAGCGGAAAUCAGUCGGUGGAGCAAAAAUUGAAGAAUAAUAUCAUGGAUAUUUAUGGCGAUGAAUGUUAGGACAAUUUUAUUCGAAAUCCGUGGCGGGAUGAACCCCGCGUGGGCUGAGGAAUCUCACAUUCAGUUCCUGCAUCUUGAUUGUUUAAGACUGUAACGGCCUCUUGACCGACUGAAGGGUGUUAAUGAUGGCAUGCAAAUCUGAUCUGGGAGCAGAGGCGGCGCAGCGUGAGCAACAUUGCACACUGAGUGUAUCUGGUCCCUGUGAUCUAGAGAAGGGUGCUGGACCUUCAAUAAAGCUGUCCGGGGAUUGAAGU